UGAACUUCUCCUUUAAACCUUCUCCCCCUUUUUAAGGCUGGCUUAACAGAUCCCGUCAUGUUAAACCAGUCCUUAUUGUUAAGUAUUCUACCUCCAAAUGUCCAAUGAACAACGUCUGACUUCAUCAGAUGCGCCUGACUGUUGUGAGUACAACAUAAAGCUCAGCUGACUCCUCGACACACACUUGAUAAGAAGUGAGUGUCUGGUGUGAGAUCCGGUCUACACCGAUGAAGGAAGAUGAUCUGCUGCACUUUCAGAAAACGGGACUCUGAGUGAGGGGCCACAUAUCCAGACGCGGAGCAGUCAGCGGACACCCCCGUGUUCUACUGCACACAACAGCGAUGAGGACGGCGCCGCCACUGCUCAUGUUCCUGACUGUUUUAAUCUCCUGUGAAUGGAAGAGCACCUCGGGUUUCGUCUGCCCGCGGAUCUGCCGCUGUUUUGCCAACACUAUCAGGUGCAACAAUGUGACACAAGGAUCAGCGCAGACGAUGGAGCACAGAGAUAAAAGGCUGUUUCUCUAUCACUUGCCUCUGCGCACGAUUUCAAGCCAUUCUUUUGAGGGGUUGAAAGGAGUCCAGAGGAUUGACAUCGCUCAGAGCGUCACCCUGGAAACCAUCGAGACGUUAGCGUUCAAUAACCUUCUCAACCUCUCAGAAAUCUCGAUCCAGAACACAAGGAGUCUGAUGCGCAUUGGCAGAGGGACGUUCAACAACCUUCCCAAGCUGCGUUACCUGAGCAUCUCGAACACUGGGAUAACAGUCUUUCCUGAUAUUACGUCCAUUUAUUCUCUUGAACCCGAAUUUAUAUUGGAUAUCUAUGACAACCUGUAUCUACUGGAGAUUCCUCCGAACGCUUUCAUCGGACUGACAAAAGAGUACAUCACAAUGAACCUGUACAACAACGGCAUCAGAGAGAUACAUGACCACACCUUCAACGGGACAAAGAUAGAUAAGCUGGUUUUAAAGAAUAAUCGAAACCUCAGGAGGAUCCACAGAGACGCGUUCAAAGGAGCCACAGGCCCAGAGGUCUUGGACGUGUCUGCGACAGCUCUCAAGAAGUUACCAGCGCAGGGACUGGAGUCAGUCCUGGUGCUGUUCGCUCAGUCGGCAUACGCCUUGAAGAGUCUGCCUCCUCUGCAGGGGCUGUGGAGCCUUCGAGAGGCCCACCUCACCUACAACAGCCACUGUUGUGCGCUGCUGAGCUGGAGCACCCACAGGGACUUUACCAUUAAUCCUGCAUGGAAUAAUGGCUCUACAUCCUGUGAUGAGAGUGACUCCACAGCAAGGGUUCAGCGUGUGAUUGGAGGCUCAGCAGAAGGGACUCUACCCAAGGAUUUGAAUCUUUUUUCAGAUGCUGAUCUGUUUGUGGACGAUGAGAGCUUUGGGGACGUGAAUUUCCACUAUCCAGAACUGGACUUCUGUCAGACACGGCCUACUUUGCUUUGCACGCCUGAAGCAGACGCCUUCAAUCCAUGCGAGGACAUCGCAGGUUUCAGUUUCCUCAGAGUGGCCAUUUGGUUCAUCAACAUCCUGGCCAUCAUGGGGAACCUGACAGUCCUCCUGGUCUCCUUCACCAGCCGCAACAAGCUGACGGUGCCCCGCUUCUUCAUGUGCCACCUGGCUUUUGCAGACCUCUGCAUUGGGAUCUACCUCCUGAUGAUCGCCACGGUAGACUUGCGAACGCACGGCCACUACAGUCAGCAUGCUAUUGAGUGGCAGACAGGGCCCGGCUGCAGCGCUGCCGGCUUCCUGUCUGUGUUUGGCGGGGAGCUGUCAGUCUACACGCUCUCCGCCAUCACUCUGGAGCGCUGGCACACCAUCACCAACGCUCUGCAGGUAGAGCGCCACCUGUUACUCACACAGGCAGCAAGCAUAAUGGCGGCCGGUUGGCUGAUAUGCCUGGGGAUGGGGAUGCUGCCUCUGGUUGGCGUGAGCAGUUACUCCAAAGUCAGCAUGUGCCUUCCCAUGGACAUAGAGACUCCUCUGGCUCAGACCUUCAUCAUCAUUAUCCUGCUCUUCAACGUGGGCGCCUUCAUUGUUGUGUGUGUUUGUUACGUGCUGAUCUACCUGGCUGUAAAGAACCCCGAGGUCCCGAGAAGAAGCGCCGACACCAAGAUGGCGAAGCGCAUGGCUGUGCUCAUCUUCACCGAUUUCCUCUGCAUGGCUCCCAUCUCCUUCUUCGCCAUCUCUGCUGCGUUCAAGGUCCCCCUGAUCACAGUCACUAACUCCAAGAUCCUGCUCGUGCUCUUCUUCCCCAUCAACUCCUGUGCCAAUCCCUUCCUUUACGCUAUCUUCACCAAGGCUUUCAGAAAGGAUGCGUAUCAGCUCAUGAGUGCAUUGGGCUGCUGUAAAAGCAAGGCCAGUGUUUAUCGCAUGAAGGCUCACCGUGGGGAAAAUGCAAUCAACUUUGGGUCAAGUUAUAAAGGAUCAGGGACGGGAGUGCGGCUGGCUGCGAUUGAAGGGCAGAGCCGUCACCUGAAAGAGGAGCGGGAGCUCACCUGAGAUAAAACUAAAGCCAUGCAAAACUUGUUUAGACUGUUUAUGAGACUGGACAAGAGAAAGUGAGUAAAAAUGACUCACGCUGGAUUUGGAGGAAAUUGAUGACACACUAUGAGUCUAACCCUAUGAAUAUUCCUUUUGUUUUACAGGAGGCGGGAAGGAGGGGCAAAAGUGACAUUUGACCCACUUUACGUGAUAGCCAAAACAAAACUGGCCAGACAUUGUCCCGAGUGUCCUCAGUAUUGCGUAUUUUUAAAAUCUAUUAUACUCUGGACUGGUUAAGGAAUUGCACACGCCCUUUUUGGCAGUAGAAAGAGCUCAUCAAGAGCUUCAAAAAAUGAAUUUUCAUUGCCAUUUCUUUUUUUAUGCAGCCUAUGCGGUUGCACAAGGACGUGAAUCAUGAACGGUUGUACCAAAUCUUGAAUCCUGUCCUGUUUGUCCCUUACGUUGGUAGGAAUAGGAGGCUGGUCAGAGGCGGUCCGGGGGUUGUGAUGGGGGGGGGACAUCAGCCUGGCCUCCAGGUUCCCCCUGGCACUGGUUGAAUAGGACAGUUGAUUGGACUCUUGUCUGGAUUACAACAGUUUGCAUAGGGCACCCAAAAAGUCGUCUCAGCUCAUUUUCCAACCAAAAUGUCACUUCUCUCUGGUUCUCACCCAUGAUGACCGGUCAUAAAUGGAAAAAGCCAGAUACGACCUCCCCAUAAUAUCACUGUCAACACAACUACUUCAUUUCAAAGUUUGCAAGCUGACUCUGUUACUGGUUGUUGACCUACAGUAUGUUGUUCAAACAAAGGAGAUUUCUUAAACUAUACCAAUCAUUGCAAAGGACACUGGCAGGUAGCUAACAUUUGCUAGCCAGUCACGGCAACACCUGGGGUUGGAGAAUGUACGUUAGCGUUACACUUGUGUCCCCCUCUGGAACUGCUUGAGAAAAUGUCAUGUUAUUGGCCCCUCCAAAGUUGACGUCAGAUUAUGGCCCCCUGCAUGGUAUCACAUGUCAAAAUGUCUCCUGUGUAAAAGCCCUAUGGCAGAAAUCUUCAGAAGAGAGCUGUGGCUCAGUGGACCUUGAUGGACCCUCAGCUAUGAGCUCUCAAUCCCAGUUUAAUAUUUGGAUGAGCUAAAUGGACAAGAGGUCCUUAAAAUGCUCCAGCUACUGACUGGACUAGCGUGGUGAACCUGCGUGGUCGCCUUCAUCCUGCCUUCAUCUGCAAGCUGCUGUCUCAAUGAAAACACUGUCACUUCAUCUCAGACUUGGUAUUAGCUGAUGUUAAAUACAACAUUUGUUUUACUCUGAGGUUGGCUGUGAACAAGUUUGUCUGAAUUUACAGAUCAGCCACAGGUUGUGUGGAAAGCUGAGCAGUUGACCACACGGUGGAGCCGUUGGGAACACAGCGCUCUCCCAGCUGGGAACUACACCACCAGGGAUUUAGUUUUUCCCUCUAAGGCUUUUGGAGAUUGUGUUAGCUGACUCAGAAUAAAAGAGAUCACUUACUGUUGUGUGUGUGUGUGUGUGUGUGUGUGUGUGUGUGUGUGUGUAUUCUAUAUGUACAUAGUGCUUAGGCUAUGGUAACAUAAUAAAAUAAUAUCUGUAAGGUAUGAUAACGUUCUGUCUCAAAUAAAAAGAAAAGAAGAAAUAAAAACAAAACAGGAAAA
Acanthopagrus latus (yellowfin seabream) is the source of this 4153-nucleotide messenger RNA. RefSeq names its product luteinizing hormone/choriogonadotropin receptor (gene lhcgr). Gene Ontology annotation, biological process: luteinizing hormone signaling pathway; ovulation cycle process; ovarian follicle development. Bases 342 to 2504 code for a protein of 720 amino acids. The transcript has 11 exons. Gene Ontology annotation, molecular function: luteinizing hormone receptor activity. Lineage: Eukaryota; Metazoa; Chordata; Actinopteri; Spariformes; Sparidae. The record is from RefSeq and is a predicted model, not a curated record. Gene Ontology annotation, cellular component: membrane.